This is a messenger RNA of Myotis daubentonii (Daubenton's bat), 3791 nucleotides long. It is a transcript of the gene IL31RA, whose product is annotated as interleukin 31 receptor A. The record is from RefSeq and is a predicted model, not a curated record. Lineage: Eukaryota; Metazoa; Chordata; Mammalia; Chiroptera; Vespertilionidae. Gene Ontology annotation, molecular function: protein binding.
UGCCUAGGACCCUGCUUGCUGAACCGACACGGAGCCAGCUAACUGACCGAGGACACUCGGCUCUCUCCGCAGACGCGGGACCAUGUGGGCCUGGGCGCUGUGGGUGCUCCCUCUGCUCUGCCCAGGCGGCCUGGCAGCUCUGCCAGCCAAGCCCGAGAACAUUUCUUGCAUCUACUACUACGGGAAGAAUUUUACCUGCACCUGGAGCCCAGAGAAGGAGGCCAGUCACACGUGGUACAGGGUCAGGAGGACUCACUCUUAUGGACGUAAAAGUGACACUUGUGAUUCUACAAGCGAGACCCCCGCUUCGUGCUCCUUCCUAACUUCAAUCACAAUCCCGGACAAUUACACCAUCCAGGUGGAGGCUCGGACUGCGGACGGGGCCGUGGAGUCUGACGUGACACAUUGGCGCUUAGAUACCAUAGUAAAAAUGGACCCACCUGUGAUUUCCAGUGUGAAACCAGUUUUGGGCUUCAAACGGAUGCUUCAGAUACAAUGGGCCAAGCCUGAGCUGGCCCCCGCCUCUUCCGCGUUGCAGUGCCGGCUUCGGUUCAGAACAGCGAACAGCACCCGCUGGAUGGAAGUCAGCUUCUGGGUCGAAGAAGGGAUCGAGAGAAAACAAAAUUACAGCCUCACGGGGCUGCGGGCCUUCACGGAGUACGAGGUGGCGCUGCGCUGUGUAGCCCAGGAGUCCGCCUUCUGGAGCGGCUGGAGCCCCGUGCGCAGCGGGACCACCGCGGAGGAAGCUCCCCUGGGCCUGGACCUGUGGAGGGUGCUGGGACCCACCCGGGAGGAUGGGAGCCGCCCCGUGAGGCUGCUGUGGAAGAAGGCCAGAGGAGCCCCGGCCCUGGAGAGAGUACUCGGCUACCACGUCUGGUACUUUCCGGAAAACACCACCGACCUCACGGAGACCGUGAACACCACCCGCCAGCCGCUGGAGCUGACGCUGGGCGCCGAGGCCUACCGGGUGUCGGUGGCGGCCUAUAACUCGCUGGGCCAGGGUCCGGCCGCCACCCUGCGCAUCCCGGCCGCCGCCGAGGAGGCGUUCCCGGGCGUCGUGGCCGUGCAGGCCCACCUCUCGCAGGACCAGCUGGUGGUGGCGUGGCAGAACUCCACUCCGCACGUGGACUCAUGGAGGGUGGAGUGGUCCCCCGAUCUGGACUCCGAGCCCCGCACCGUGCGCUGGGAGGCGGUGACCGGAGCCAGGAACUGGACGAUCCGGAGAGAUGAAUUAGACCCUCUCCAGUGCUAUAACAUCUCCGUGUAUCCAAUGUGGCAAGACCGUGUGGGCAAGCCGUGUUCUGUCCAGGCCUACGCCAAGGAAGGCGUCCCGUCAGUAGGUCCCGUGACCAAGGUGGAGGGCAUCGGCGUGAACACUGUCACCAUCAGGUGGGAAGAGAUCCCCAAACAUCUGAGAAACGGCUUCAUCCGCAACUACACCAUCUUCUACCAGCCCGCGGGCGGGGGGGAGUUCGCCAAGACGGUCGGCGCCAGCACCCUGCAGUAUGGCCUGGAGUCCUUGACGCGCAGGACCUCUUACUACGUCUGGGUCAUGGCCAGCACCAGCGCCGGCAGCUUCAACGGCACCACGAUCAACUUCAAGACGCUGUCCAUCAGUGUCCUGGAGACCUGCCUCGCGGCGGCGCUGGGCGGGGGCGGGCUGCUCAUCCUCAGCGUCCUGGCCGCGGCCUGUGGCCUCCGGAAGCCCAAGUUCAAGCGCCUGUGUUGGCCGGACGUCCCCAACCCUGCGGAGAGCAGCCUGGCCGCGUGGCGAGGCGGGGACCUCAAGGAUAAGCUGCACCUGAGGGAGGUUGAUGAUGCCAUGAGCACAGAGGACAGGAUUCUCAAGCCCUGGGCUGCCCCCAGCGACCUCAUUGACAAGUUGGCGGUGAACUUCGAGAAUUUCCUGGAAGAGGUUUCCGGAGAGGAGGCGGAAAAGGGCCAGGAAAACAUCCUGGGAGGGGACAAGAAUGAGUACGUGAUCUCCCCUUUCAGGCCUUACUGUCUCCUGGAGCCGCUCUCUGCAGCCGAGGCCCCACCCACUGCAGCUGGGGACCCGCCCACUGCAGCUGGGGGCCCGCCCACUUCAGCUGAAGUCCCUCCCACUGUAGCUGAGGCCCCGCCCACAUCGUCCAAGGCUCCGCCCACUGCUGCCGAGGCCCCACCCACUGCAGAUGAGGCCCCUCCCACUUCAGCUGGGGGCCCGCCCACUUCAGCUGAAGUCCCUCCCACUGUAGCUGAGGCCCCGCCCACAUCGUCCAAGGCUCCGCCCACUGCUGCCGAGGCCCCACCCACUGCAGAUGAGGCUCCACCCACUGCAGCUGGGGGCCCGCCCACUUCAGCUGAAGUCCCUCCCACUGUAGCUGAGGCCCCUCCCACAUCAUCCAAGGCUCUGCCCACUUCAUCCAAGGCUCCGCCCACUGUGGCCGAGGUUCCGCCCAGAGAGCCCCAGUGCCUGUGCUCUGGCAGCUGGGAGGGCACCUGCCCAGAAGCUGAGGAGCGGCUUCUCCCUUCUGCCCAGGGCCCAGGGCCCGCCUGCCCCUGCGAGGCGGGUGCGCUCAACCCGUAUCUGAAAAACUCGGUGACCACCAGGGAGUUUCUUGUGUCUGAGGAGCUUCCAGACCAAACCAAGAGCGCCAUCUAGAGGCCACACCGGCGUCCCUCUGCCGGGCGACCUGCAUCCCAGCUGCAUCUUCACAUCCAUCCGCUCAGGUCUUGCCCGCGAGGCGCGAGCGGCGCAGAGGGACCCCCAGAGGGAGAGGGGUGCGGAAGCCCAGCAUUUGUCCAGGAAAAGCCCUGUCGUUCCUUUUGCUCCGAUGAGAAGCUCCUGCGGAGGCGGGAACAGCCUGGCUGGGAGGACGGGGCCCAGUGGCCGGUCAGGGUCACGGCCUGGCGGCCACUCCUCAGAGCCCAGGCACAUUUUCCCGUGGCCAGGGCAGUGGUCUCGGUGGCUCCUGGGGAGGCUGAUGGAGGGAGCGUCUCCCAUCACCGCAGCCUCCCCGGCCCCGGCCCCCCCGAGUCCUCACUGAUGUCUGUCCCUCCUCGUCGCCCGUUAUGUCUCCAGGUCCGCAGCAGCAGCCCCUCUGCCGGCCCACAGACCCGGCGCUGCCAGGUCACGGGCGAUUCCUGGGCACGGGCUCCUGGCGCGGCCAGCAGGUCUGCCCCGUCUCCAGGCCACUGCCCAGCGCAGACCUCGUUCCCAGGGGCCCCUCUGCCCCCCGUCUUGCCCCGAAACCUGGGGUGGAAAGACACCCCCAUUUCAGGGGCUUUGCAUUGAACCUCAGCUGACUCGGUGCUGGGCAGGCUGGUGGACACACCCUCGGGGCCUCUGCCCAGGACAGCUGCUGCCUCCACAGCAGGCCCUGCCUGUGCCCAGUGGAGCCCGGAGCUCGGACCCCUGCAGUCAGGGGCCCCAGAGCCUCUGUGCGGACGGCAGGGGUCAGCCGCCCUGACCGGGGACCGGUUGGCGCUGGGCUGCAAGGACGCCAGAUGCGGCUGCCGUGUGGCCGGAGGCUGGUGGCAUGUCCUCCCGGGAGGGGCAGUCCGGGGGGGCCUCUCGGCCACCCGCUCAGCUGUGCAGACAUCGCUCACGCUCCUGUCACUGGAACCGGCUCCUGGCCCGAGGCCCUGGCACUGGCAGUGACGCGGCCCCGGUGGGAUUCCCAGUGCUCACGUCUGUGACUCGGGCCGUGUGUUCCGGGGCCGAUUCUGAGGGGUCAGUGGAGAGGCUGGAGUGUGUCCCGGGGGUGUCUGCCCAGGGCUGGUGUCGGCUGUGCCUGGGGCCCCGCCUG